This is a messenger RNA of Tachyglossus aculeatus (Australian echidna), 609 nucleotides long. RefSeq names its product LIF interleukin 6 family cytokine (gene LIF). Lineage: Eukaryota; Metazoa; Chordata; Mammalia; Monotremata; Tachyglossidae. Gene Ontology annotation, molecular function: cytokine activity; leukemia inhibitory factor receptor binding. The coding region runs from base 1 to 609 and encodes 202 amino acids. The record is from RefSeq and is a predicted model, not a curated record. Gene Ontology annotation, biological process: immune response. Gene Ontology annotation, cellular component: extracellular region. The transcript is spliced from 3 exons.
AUGAAGGUCCUGGCAGCAGGAGUUGUGCCGUUGCUGCUGGUUCUGCAAUGGAAGCCGGGGUCCUGCACCCCCCUGCCCGUGACCUCGGGCAACUCCAUGUGUGCCAACAGGCAUCUAUGCCAGAACAAUGUGACCCACCAGAUCAGAAGUCAGCUCAACCAACUCAACAGCAGUGCCCAGGGCCUCUUCGUCCUCUACUACACGACGCAGGGCGAGCCCUUCCAGAGCAAACACGACAAGCUGUGUGCUCCCAACGUGACGGACUUCCCGCCCUUCCACCCGGCCCGCCAGAGGAAGGAGCGGUUCAUUGAGCUAUACCGCAUCGUCGUGUACCUCAACGCCUCACUGGGCAACGUCUCCCUGGACCAGGCCCGCCUCAACCCCGGUGCCUUGAGCCUGCGUGGCAACCUGACGGUCACCUUGGCCAUCCUCCGCGGACUCCUCAACAACCUCACCUGUCAGCUCUGCAACCGCUUCCAAGUCUUCCACGUGGACGUGACCUACGGCAGCUACAGCCGGGAGAAGGACCAGUUUGAGAAGCGCAAACUUGGGUGCCAGCUCCUGGGGAAGUACAAGGAGGUCAUCGCCAAGGUCGUCCAGGGCCUGUAG